UAUUUUAUUAGAAUUCAUUAUCAAAGCUCCAAUAAUUUUUUGUUUAAAAUCAUAUAGAAGGAAAUAAUUCACAGUAAAAAAUUUUGAAAUCAUUCGUUUUUGGGAAAAGGAAAUUUUUCUAUUUUAUUUUUUUGAAAAAAAAAUGUUUCUCGAUUUCCUGAUUGUGAUAUGCCUUCUUAAUACCUUCCCAAACAUUGGCGCUCUUAAAUGCUACGUUUGUAACUCGCGCAACCAACCAGAAUGCGAUGAAUCUCACAUGCCUAAUAGAACGACCGCAAUGGAUGCUCAAUUUAUGAAGGAAUGCGCUACUGGUGUCUUGUAUUGUAUGAAAACUACUCAAUUCAUAUAUUUGAAAGGAGGUGUCAACAUAAGCGAAGUCCGUUACAUUAGGGAAUGUGCGGAUAAUUGGACAUGGCCUUCCAACCCGCUUGCAUCUAAUAAUUCUUCAGGUAUAGCUUUGUUGGUUCAUAACAUUACAACCAACAAUUGGUCAACUACUAUCAUCCCUAAUACUUUAAUUACACCUCUCUAUCCUGUUCAAAUGACGGGAAAUACCAUAUUAUGCGAGAAGCAUAGCACGAUAGCCAAUUUCAUGUCCACAAUAUGUUAUUGCAAGGGAGACGGUUGUAACGCGAAUAUAACCUUGAUUUACGUAAGCCCUAUCGCUCCUUCUAACCCUUCCUCUACCACAGCCGCGACUAAGCGUAAUGGAGCUAGUGCUAAUCUACUGACGAAUGGAUCUUUCAAAACUCUCAUAGCUAUCUUGAUCAUGCUGAAAUUGUGUACAUAGAAGAAUUCACUAUAUUAGAAUAAAAAUAAAUAAAGGGAAACAACAUUCUCACACCCCCUUUUUUUUCUUCGUGUUUUCUCCUUUUAUUCGCACUCAUUAAUUUUUAUUUUUAAAUUUUUUUGUAUUAUACAUUUCCUUCAUUUCCCACAAAUCACCUUAUUAUUUUGUUAUAUCUUAAAUUUUUUCUAUCUCAUAUUUUUUUUUACAACGGGUAAUAUAUUUGUUUAUUAAUUUUCAUAGAAUUUUAAAGAGCGCAAGUGGGGAAUCCCCCUAUAAGCUAAAGUCCUAGAUAGUAAAUUUUUUUCGUUCUCUUUUCUUGUUAGGCUAGGUCCAAAAUCCUUUUUUUAUUAAGAAAUUCGAAGUUUUAAAAACUUUCGCAAAUUUUAAUGAAGUCGUAUUAUUUUAGAAAUUUCCUAAAAUUAUGUUUAUAUUUUUACAUUUGAAAUACCUUAUUUAUUAAUUUUCAUUUAAAGUUUCAAAAGUUCGUGAAUUAGAUUUUUUGAUAUUUUGGACACAGCCUUAUUUAUCUUUUUGAUGAAAUGGGCACUAAUAUUAUAUUAGUAUAUUAUAAUAAGAGAUCAAAAAAUAUUGUAAAAUUAAAAACACAUUAUUUUUUUUAAAAUGUUCACAAAUCAAUGAAUUUAAUUCAAUUUCAUAAUUUGAUUGAUUUGUAUUGAUAAUAAUUAAAUCCUAUCUCUUUCAAAAUAAAUUAUUCCAUCACAUUUUUACUAUCCCAUA
This is a messenger RNA of Gordionus sp. m RMFG-2023, 1528 nucleotides long. RefSeq lists its product as uncharacterized. The record is from RefSeq and is a predicted model, not a curated record. Lineage: Eukaryota; Metazoa; Nematomorpha; Gordioida; Chordodea; Parachordodidae. The transcript has 3 exons. The coding region runs from base 143 to 790 and encodes 215 amino acids. Gene Ontology annotation, biological process: positive regulation of voltage-gated potassium channel activity; sleep; regulation of synaptic transmission, cholinergic.